Sphenostylis stenocarpa is the source of this 546-nucleotide messenger RNA. Lineage: Eukaryota; Viridiplantae; Streptophyta; Magnoliopsida; Fabales; Fabaceae. The record is from the annotation of a GenBank genome assembly.
AUGGACGAACAAUCUGUGAAUGGCAUGAUGUCGAGGUCGAAGACGACCCAAGAGUUAGCGAUGGAGGGUCAGAAGUAUUUGGAAGAAACCAUAGAGUUCGCUUUCCAGAUCCUCUCUUCCAUGAACGACGAGCUCUGCAACCCCGUCUUGUGGUCCACCUCUCCCUCCGCCACUUCCACCUCCCCCAACGCCCCCUCCUCCACUGCCGAUGCCACUUCCGACAACUCCAACUACCUCUCCGACAGCACUGCCGCCUCUGCUGCCGCUGGAGGCGCCCUCGAUGGGGCUCGGCACCGGUACAAGAAAGCCGUCGCCUCGCUUCGGGCCAUUCUCACUGCCAUUCCUAACUCCCAGAAGUCAAAAACAUUUGAUGCUGGUUCUGCUGCUAGCCCUGCAGAUGAAGCUGAAAUUGAAAAGUUAGAGGAGCGAGCCUCUUCUCUUAGAAGGGAGCUUGCCAACAAGAAUUUGCACCUGAAGACACUCAUAGAUCAACUGCGUGAUCUUAUCACUGAUAUAUCAACAUGGCAAAGUCCUUUUUCAACCUGA